AUGAUAAACGCGGACUUGCAGAAGGAGCGCGCUACCGCCACCUUCCAGACCGAGCUCCUCACCAACAUCCUGGAUGGCGGCGUCGAGCGCACUCGCCGCCGCAAGGAGAUCGAGGCCUUAGUUCUUAAUGACCCUGACUUCCAACAUGAGGAUAUGAACUUCCUGUCCCGCAGCGAACGCUAUGAGCAAGCCCUCAGGAAGAGCGCUCUGAUGGUGAUGAAGUUAAGGGAACAUGGAGUUGCAGACCCAGAUGAGAUCUACUGGUUUAAAAGCUUUGUUCAUCGUGGACGGCCUGAGCCUCUGGACCUUCACCUGGGCAUGUUCCUCCCUACCCUUCUCGCCCAGGCAACCCCAGAGCAGCAGGAUCGCUUCUUCAUGCCUGCCUGGAACCUGGACAUCAUUGGCACUUAUGCCCAGACUGAAAUGGGCCAUGGAACUCAUCUUCGGGGUCUAGAAACUACAGCUACUUAUGACCCUGCUACCCAGGAAUUCAUCCUCAACAGCCCCACUGUGAGCUCCAUUAAGUGGUGGCCAGGUGGACUUGGAAAGACCUCCAACCACGCCAUUGUCCUGGCUCAGCUCUACACUCAAGGGCAGUGCCGAGGCCUGCAUGCCUUCAUUGUUCCCAUACGGCAGAUGGGCACCCACAAACCUUUGCCAGGUAUCACAGUGGGUGACAUUGGGCCAAAAUUCGGUUUUCAUGAAAUAGAUAAUGGCUACCUGAAGAUGGACAACUACAGAAUCCCUCGGGAAAACAUGCUGAUGAAGUAUGCCCAGGUUGAACCAGAUGGCACCUACGUGAAACCAGUCAGUGACAAACUGACCUAUGGGACCAUGGUGUUCAUCCGAUCCCUCAUUGUGGGUGACUCAGCUCGCGGCCUGUCCAAGGCUUGCACCAUUGCCAUCCGCUACAGCGCCGUGAGGCACCAGUCGGAGCUAAAGCCAGGGGAACCAGAACCCCAGAUCUUGGAUUAUCAGACCCAACAAUACAAACUCUUUCCUCUCCUGGCAACAGCUUAUGCUUUUCACAUUGUGGGAGCCUACAUCAAAACCACCUACCAUCGGAUCAGUGGAGACAUCAGCAGUGGGAACCUGAGUGAGCUGCCAGAGCUCCAUGCACUGACAGCAGGGCUGAAGGCAUUCACUUCCUGGAUUGCCAGCGCUGGGGUCGAGGAAUGUCGGAUGGCAUGUGGUGGGCAUGGCUACUCUCGCUGCAGUGGCAUCCCUGACAUCUAUGUCAACCUCACCCCAUGCUGCACCUACGAGGGAGAAAACACAGUCAUGAUGCUGCAGACAGCGAGGUUCCUUAUCAAAAGCUACAACCAGGUUACUUCUGGGCAGCCAGUCACUGGCAUGGUAUCCUACCUUAAUGACCUCUCCAGGCAACGAAUUCAGCCACAGCAUGUGGCUGCUAGGAUGGUGACUGUGAGGAUCAAUGAUCCAGCCAGCUUGGUAGAGGCCUACAAAGCACGUGCUGCCUGUCUGGUAGAAGCUGCAGCAAAGAAUUUGCAAACUGAACUGAACCACAGAAAGAGCAAGGAGGAAGCCUGGAACAGAACUUCUGUUGACCUGGUGCGAGCAUCUGAGGCACACUGUCACUAUGUGGUAGUGAAGCUGUUUGCAGCGAAGCUGCCUGAGGUCAGCGAUGCAGCUGUCCGUGCUGUCCUGACUGAGCUGUGCCUCCUGUAUGCACUCUAUGGCAUCAGUAAGAACACAGGGGAUUUCCUACAGGUGGGCAUUCUGACUGAUGCCCAGAUCACUCAAGUGAACCAGCGUGUCAAGGAGCUCUUGGCCGUCAUCCGUCCCAACGCGGUAGCGCUGGUGGACUCCUUUGACUUCCAUGACCUUCUCCUCGGCUCCGUGCUUGGCCGCUACGAUGGCAACGUCUACGAGAACAUGUUUGAUUGGGCAAAGAAAUCCCCUCUGAACAAGACAGAGGUUCACCAGUCUUUCUACAAACACCUGAAGCCAAUGCAGUCCAAGCUGUGAAACCUGUUGGGUUUUGUCUUCUCAAACUGCACAUUUUUCCUGUUAGGAAAACUGAGUGUUCGUGUCCUUCCUUCAGGGCACCUAAAAUCAAACUUACUCAAAUCCUGGUAGCUGUAGGACAGAGAAUAA
Molecule: messenger RNA, 2118 nt
Organism: Indicator indicator
Lineage: Eukaryota; Metazoa; Chordata; Aves; Piciformes; Indicatoridae
Gene: ACOX1
Product: acyl-CoA oxidase 1
Exons: 14
Coding region: 1-1989 (662 amino acids)
Biological process (GO): very long-chain fatty acid metabolic process; fatty acid beta-oxidation using acyl-CoA oxidase; lipid homeostasis
Cellular component (GO): peroxisome
Molecular function (GO): fatty acid binding; FAD binding
Source: RefSeq, a predicted model, not a curated record